Carassius auratus (goldfish) is the source of this 3763-nucleotide messenger RNA. RefSeq names its product protein Jade-1-like. The record is from RefSeq and is a predicted model, not a curated record. The coding region runs from base 140 to 2644 and encodes 834 amino acids. Gene Ontology annotation, cellular component: histone acetyltransferase complex. Gene Ontology annotation, biological process: regulation of transcription by RNA polymerase II. The transcript has 11 exons. NCBI's taxonomy places the organism in Eukaryota, Metazoa, Chordata, Actinopteri, Cypriniformes, Cyprinidae.
GUGUUUGUGUGUGUGGGGUGGAGGAGAGGAGAGGACUGGACUGGACUCAAACUCUGAGCAAGCGUCACAUAGGAACGCCAGCGCAGGAGCAGCAAGACCUUUUAACAUUUCUGCUUCACUUAAAGGCCACGGUUAACUGAUGAUGAAGCGAAGCCGUGUCCCGAGCACCAGUGAGGAAUCAGAUAAUGGAAGUAACUCCACUUCCUGGUCUCAGCACUCCAAGCACAGGAAACAGAAUGGAAAAAGACCCUCAGAGGUGUUCAGGACAGACCUGAUCACUGCUAUGAAGCUGCAUGAUUCAUACCAGCUGAAUCCAGAGGAUUAUUAUGAGCUGGCCGAUCCUUGGCGGCAGGAGUGGGAGAAAGGGGUUCAAGUUCCUGUUAGUCCCGACACCAUUCCGGAGUGUACUGUGCGCACUGUAGCUGAGAAAUGCCCCGCUCCUCUGUUCAUCAAACCGAAGAAGCUGAUUCGCUCAUCUGAGUCAUCGAUGCUGGGGUACGUGGGUAUUCAGACGCUGGCGGAUGGCAUGUGUCGUUAUGAUCUGAAUGAGGAGGACGUCGUUUGGCUGCAGAUCGCUAACGAGGAGUUCAGCAAGAUGGGCAUGCAACCCCUGGAUGAGCUGACGAUGGAGCGGGUCAUGGAGGAGUUUGAGCGCCGUUGUUAUGACAACAUGAGCCACGCUAUGGAAACGGAGGAGGGGCUUGGCAUCGAGUACGAUGAGGACGUGGUGUGUGACGUCUGUCAGUCCCCUGAUGGCGAGGACGGCAAUGAAAUGGUGUUCUGUGACAAGUGCAACAUCUGUGUGCAUCAGGCGUGUUACGGUAUACUGAAGGUUCCUGAGGGCAGCUGGCUUUGUCGAACCUGUGCGCUGGGCAUCUUUCCCAAAUGCCACCUGUGUCCUAAAAAAGGCGGGGCUAUGAAACCCACUCGAAGUGGCACCAAGUGGGUCCACGUCAGCUGUGCCCUCUGGAUACCAGAAGUAAGCAUUGGUAACCCUGAGAAGAUGGAGCCUAUCACUAAUGUGUCUCAUAUACCCAGCAACAGAUGGGCUCUAAUAUGCUGCUUGUGUAAAGAGAAGACAGGAGCUUGUAUUCAGUGUUCUGCCAAAAGUUGCCGAGUGGCGUUCCACGUGACUUGCGGUCUUCAGUGUGGGCUGAAGAUGAACACAAUCCUCACAGAGGCGGAUGAAGUCAAGUUUAAGUCUUUUUGUCCCAAACACUCAGGCAUGGACUGGAAUGAGGAAGAGGGAGAUGAUGACAGGCCAGUGAAGGUCCAGACCAGUGAAAAGAGAGGAAGAAUUCGAGGAGUGGACACGUCAUCCUCAUCACAGCCCAGACUCGCACAAAACCCAGAAGAGACCAGACUCAGCGAGCGCAAACUUCGAGUCCAGCAGCUGGAGGACGAGUUCUAUCGCUUCGUCGCCGCUGAUGAAGUCGCAGAGCACCUACAGUUGCCCCUGGAAUCUGUGGACUUCCUGUUCCAAUACUGGAAAUUGAAAAGAAAGGUGAAUUUUAACCAGCCGCUCAUCAUGCCGAAGAAAGAGGAAGAGGACAGCCUUGCCCGGCGGGAACAGGAAGUUCUUUUGCGGCGACUCCGUCUCUUCACGCAUUUAAGACAGGAUCUAGAAAGGGUGCGUAAUUUGACAUACAUGGUCAGUCGUCGGGAGAGAAUUAAACGAAGCUUGUGCCGAGUGCAGGAGCAGAUCUUUCAUCACCACGUCAGGCUGCUCGAACAGGGACGCGUCGCUGGUAUAUCUUCUACUAGACGUUUGGAGGAGGCUUUGUUUUACUUUCGGACGGCACCUCCUGUACCUACAUCCCCCCAGCCUCUGAAGGGUCACUGCGGCCUGAACAGUGCCCUGGGCACCGCUGUUCAAAAUCAUGAGAAAGGGAGCAACCCUUUUAGAGUCUCAAAGCAUACUGAAGCAGACAAGCCUGCAAAGAUGCCCCGACUGGAGAGCCUGGUCAUGGACAGUGUGCCCAGUUCUGGGGUCAUCGAUUCAGGCUCUGGAGCUUGUAAGACUGCAGCAUCAGCUACAGCGAAACGCUCGGAGGGCAGGCUGAUGGGAGGUGAGCCUCAUAGAAGAGAUGAGGAAAGUGAGCGCCCCAUGGAGGACAGGAGGAGGAGGAGCAAGCUGUGGGAACUGAGACAGUCGAAGUCUAUGGAGGACACGGUGAAGGACGAGACUGAGCAUGACAACAUGGACGACAGACUACUGCUGUCUCACAGCAGAACCACUGCUAGUUCUGUAGUCACUGCUUCAAACACAUAUAACGGAUCACUGAGGAAGACGAACGCAUGUCAACAUCAGGGAAAAAUAGUGCCGAAUGGGCGGCAUCUGAAAAACUGGGGCAGUUUCAGAAUCCCUAAACGGAGUGAAAGAACGCCAAAGGGGAAAGAUAGACCGGACGGAAAUGACGUGGCGGACCAAAAUUCUUCCUUAAAAACGUUUAAUACAAGUCCCGCCUCCUCCCCACAAAUUAGGACCCGGCUGCGGACAGGAAGUGAGAACCGAAGCCACGUGGAAGAGUGUGAUCUUGGCCAAUCAGAGCAGGGCAAGAGGUGUCACGCCCAAAGACUUCGCAGCCCGAUGACUAGACGCUACGGUUCAGACGUGAUCCAGCGUGGAGUUCUUGCGUCAUGAAAUAUUGUAUGUCUAAUUUAAUUUGCUCUUCAGUGAAAGGUGAACAUAUUUAUUUUUCUAUUCUGUAAUUCUCUGCUGUUGCUGAAAUAAUUUUUUUGAGUGUACGUUAAAAACAUAACGCAGAGAGGUUUCAAAGACCAAACAAUUGGCUAUGAAACUUUAGAUCAGGUGAGAAUAACUGGCACAAUUUUUGGAUGUUAUGAGCACUUACCAGCGUGAAACCAAGCCAGUACGGCCCAACUGUCUUAAGUCCCACAGAAUUACUGCACUUAACUGAGCACUUAAUAAUAUCUGACCACAAGUCGAACCAGUGUCCAAAACUUGAUUUCUCAGUAUUCUGCUAACUUCAAAGGCCAUCAUGUUGAGUGUAUGUGACGUGUGCCAUACUUGUUGUGGCACCAUUUCCUUCUCAGGUGAAAUCUGCUUCUAUUUGUACUUAAUUUAUAGCGUUAUGUCUUGUUUUUCUUUCAAACAAACUGAGUGUGUUUCAGGUCAAUGCCUUAUAUGUACUCUCUUUGGUCUCGAAGUAAUUCCUUUCCAGAAAAAUACAGAUAAUAAAAAAAAUCAUUCUUUCACUUAACCAUAUUUUUCAGCAAUAGAUGGACUCUAGAUCCAAGAUGGACAAUUUCACACUCGGUAUGAUGAAAUACGAUGUACGCCAUUCUCAGCUCUGUUCAGGAAGGCUUUUAACAAUCAUUUACUUCAAGUAUCCAUUACUUUGAAUUCUCUUUUGCACUUGAUAUUAAACAAUAACACAAGACACUAUCAUAGGUGUAAUAAAGACACUGUUGCAUUGAAAGGACUGAUCUUCUUGACAUGGUUGCCUUGGAGUAGUACUCAAAGUAUGUGUUCUUGCAUCUUUUCUUUAUAGCUGUAAAUGUCUUUUCUCAUACAAAAUGUGAGUUGAUCUACUCAAGAAAAAGUUGAUCUCGUGCCUGAGUGUUUUUGUUGAGAUGUUGCACUAGAACAUUAGCCAGAGAGCUCGGUAUAACUGCUCACCGUAAAAAAAAAUGUUUCUACAUGUUUAUAUAAUCAAGCGCUGCUGUAUUUUUCUUUUACUCUUAUGCAAUACUUUAGUUUUGUUGCAGAUUGUGAAUAAAUUUUCUUGAGGUUAGUCUG